This is a messenger RNA of Pseudozyma hubeiensis SY62, 996 nucleotides long. RefSeq names its product vesicle-mediated transport-related protein. The coding region runs from base 1 to 996 and encodes 331 amino acids. The record is from RefSeq and is a predicted model, not a curated record. NCBI's taxonomy places the organism in Eukaryota, Fungi, Basidiomycota, Ustilaginomycetes, Ustilaginales, Ustilaginaceae. Gene Ontology annotation, biological process: endoplasmic reticulum to Golgi vesicle-mediated transport; vesicle fusion with Golgi apparatus. The transcript has 3 exons. Gene Ontology annotation, cellular component: trans-Golgi network; membrane.
AUGUCGGCCAUCUUCGACUCAUCGUCGCCCUAUGGCUACGGCGCUCAGCCUUCCGGAUCAAAAGCUUCGCAAGCUACGUCACCCGGUCAGGCAGGCAAUCCGCUCGACUUUUACAGCAACCCCUCUUCCAACCAGCAAUUUUCGUCCUACUACUCGACGGGGAGCGGGCACGAUGGAUACGCCACAGGCAGCAACGCGCGGCCAUCUCUGGAAGGCAACAUGUCGUCUUCGGCGGGAUAUGCGCCAGGAUCAGCUGCACACGCCAUGAUGAGUUCGCAGAUGGGCUUCUGGUCCGCCUUCGGCACCGGUGGCUUUCCCGACGAACCCCCGCUCAUGGAGGAGCUCGGCAUCAAUAUUGGUCACAUCGUCGACAAGACUCUGACCGUGCUCAAUCCUCUACACAGUUACUCGGCCUCUCAUGCCAAAGACGCACACAUGAUGGACGACGCCGAUCUCGCAGGGCCGCUGUUGUUCUGUUUCAUCUUUGGCAUGACGCUCCUCUUGGCUGGCAAGAGUCAGUUCGGAUACGUAUACGGAGUCGCUCUACUAGGAGCCGUCAGCAUCUACACACUGCUCAAUCUCAUGAGCGAAGGAGGCAUCGACGCGUAUCGAGUCGCCUCGGUUCUUGGUUAUUGUCUCUUGCCUCUUUGCAUCCUCAGCACCGCAAGCAUCGUUGUUCGGCUAGACUCGUUCAUAGGAUACAUUGUCUCACCCCUGUUCAUCCUCUGGUGUUCGACUUCGGCCUCGGGCAUCUUUGUCUCGAUCCUCCGGUUGUCAGAGCAGCGUCUACUCGUGGCAUAUCCUGUCGGUCUCUUCUACGCUUGCUUCGCUCUCCUGAGCGUGUUCGAUAGCAACGGCGAAGCCCGUGAAAUGGACUUGUGUGUGAUUUGGCUGUGUCUCAUCCUACCUCUUCGACUGUUGCAGACCUGCUUGAGCAUCAUCAAAGCAAGACGAAAUGGUGGAAUUCGGCGAAAUCGUCGGGAGCUGGAACGCUAG